This is a messenger RNA of Drosophila guanche, 1112 nucleotides long. RefSeq lists its product as uncharacterized. Bases 381 to 1037 code for a protein of 218 amino acids. The record is from RefSeq and is a predicted model, not a curated record. The transcript has a single exon. Lineage: Eukaryota; Metazoa; Arthropoda; Insecta; Diptera; Drosophilidae.
AUCCCACCAAAGCUACAUAAAGUGUAUUGACCUCCGCAGCAGAGGAGAGGAGGAGUAACUGUCAAGUGGAGAGAGUAACAAUUGCAGCUGCCUGAAGAAAAGUGAGGUAGUGCGAAAAGGAGGUCGCAUAUCGAUUAAACACGUGUAUGGAGGGAGACAUGGGAGUACAACAGGGGGUGUGGGCUUGAGUCAGAGCCUUUAAAGAGGGGAUAGAGAGUGGGGUGUGGAGUGUGGGAUGUGCCGGGUGCGCUGGCAACUCGUUUGAUUACCGCGCGUAAACAGCGACAAUAAGAACGAUAGUGCAAAAGUUGCAAGGACCCGCCCAAGCGUUGUGCAACAUUUUGUGGCAGUCACAUGCCAGCGAAGCCCCUUGAUAGACAAUGCCAAUGGAAAUUUUAAUAAUGGACGAGAAACCAAAGCCACCCACACCCAAGGCAAAGCCUCCCGAGAAGCCACUCCGAAGGAGAGCUCACACCAAAGCCCCAUCACCAGCCGCAGCGCCAGCGCCAGCCAGGACCCCGAAGGCGACCCCCACAGCGAUUAUGUGUGAACUGACGCGCCUCAAGGCUCAGCAAAAGUACCUGGAGUGCCAUCAAGUCCGGCUGAAUGCCAGCAAUUUCCAGGAUAACCCCGACGACGAGGACAGUCACGAAGGCAAUGAUGAGCACGGGAAACCUUCCCAGGAGAUCGGUGCCAGACAGAAGCCAGGAAGCUCCUCCGCUGCAGCCCUCACCAGCCAGAUCAACGAGAUUGAGCGCCUGCAACUCGAGCAGAACGACAAAAUGCAGGUCUAUCGCGCCACCAAGCGCAACGAGUUGCAGGACAUGUGGCACUACGUGAACGCCAUGAAGGAGGACGUCUUCCGACCGGAGCGACUCAGCAUGUGCACGGUCAACGCCUUGAGAGAGCGAAUCAUUGGCCUUAACGGCCAGCUUGAGCGGUUGGGUGCGAAGAAUUCAAAGGAACUGGAGACGCUGCGCGAGGAGUACCAGAAGCUGGAGCGGGAGAACAAGUUCAUAUGGAGGGGCAGCCUAUAGAACCAUCAGAAUCUAAUGAAAGACUGUUGUAUACAAAUGUAUAUUAUGAAUAAUAAAUAGAGACGAUUGAUAACC